AUGUCUGCGACAUGUCACUCCCCAGAGUUUAAGUUGCAGCUGAACUUAGAUGAUGGGCGGCAUGGCAUUCUAUCUUCAAACUCAAACCACACCACCGCCUGCAGAACUCAAUUCUGCUGUCUUCUCAACAAAUCCAACCUCACCUUUCCUGUUUUGAUCACACCUCGUAUCCGGACCUACGACGAGGGCAGCUUCUCAGCACCUUCCCCUCAACCAACUGCCACUGGCCAGUACUGUUGGAGUUCCACAGCGGUUAUUAUCAAGGAAGCAGACCUCAAGUACAAUGGCGAAAACUUUGAGGAUUUUUUGCACAGAUUCAAACUAGCAGCAGAAAUAUACGGUGCUGGUGGCUUUGAUAAAGCACUUCAGCAUGAUGGAACUGGAAAGGAUGGUUAUAACAAACCCCCUCUUUUGGCAGACGUUAUUGAGGUAGCCAAAGAUGAAAUUCGGGCUAGAUCCAUAAAUGUGUUUGCAGCAAGCGGUUUUGCUGAAGCCAAUCACAUGAUGCAGCGGAGUCUGGAUCAGAAGAAAGGUGAUGCCAGAAAGCGUGAGAAGAUGAAUACUCACAAGGGAAUGAUUGACCCGCUGGGUGGCUCUAUGAACCUCAACCCUGUUGGUACUGUCACAGAGAAGGACAUUCCACGCAGGACAGAGAACCCGGCAGUGUUUUCAACCCCACUACAAUUACCACCUUCAACCAACAAACAUGAGUAUAUCUCAUCCUUACAUAAGAUUGAUUGGGACCCACCCAGAUUAGGGUCUGGAAACUUUGAAAAAGUCAAACUCAAAGCAAACACAGCAACAACCCAAGCAGAAGCACUCCGUGGACAAUGCAAAACUCCGGUCAAAAAGGACAACUUGGAAAUGGACGUGGACCAACUGGACGAACUAGAAGAAUUGGUUCAAGACAUUCCAGCCACUUGA
Molecule: messenger RNA, 924 nt
Organism: Puccinia graminis f. sp. tritici CRL 75-36-700-3
Lineage: Eukaryota; Fungi; Basidiomycota; Pucciniomycetes; Pucciniales; Pucciniaceae
Exons: 5
Coding region: 1-924 (307 amino acids)
Source: RefSeq, a predicted model, not a curated record